AUGUCACCAACUCCUAUUUCUCAAGUCAGUUCUGACUCAUCCAUUUCUGCUACUCCUCUUUCUUCUACUCGCAUUCAUUGUACCUCCAAUAGCUUACAUAACAAUGUCCCUGAAUCACCCAACUCAGCUGAGCAGUCCCCUGUUCUGUCUAGUUCUCCCAACACCUCUACAUCCACACCUGCUCUUAUCACUUCUGAUUUAGCAGAAGCAAGUACCAUAUCCCCAUCUUCUUCCCCUGCUAUAUCUCAAUCUUGCAAAGGGAAGAAAUCUCAGGAUCCUCUCAAUAUGGCACUUCUGUCUGUUGGUGGAGAGUGGAAUUAUUUGAGUAGAAAUCACGGUGCAGUGUGGGACACAAGUAGGAUUCCACAAGUGGCAUUACAAUCAAGGUUUUUGGUUACAUCAGGGUAUGAUGCAGAAAUGGAUUUGGGCAGAGAAGAAUUCUUGCUGGAUGACUUACAUGUUGCCGAAGAUCUUGAUGUUUAA
Messenger RNA from Vicia faba (fava bean), 483 nucleotides. The record is from the annotation of a GenBank genome assembly. NCBI's taxonomy places the organism in Eukaryota, Viridiplantae, Streptophyta, Magnoliopsida, Fabales, Fabaceae.